Messenger RNA from Carica papaya (papaya), 4247 nucleotides. NCBI's taxonomy places the organism in Eukaryota, Viridiplantae, Streptophyta, Magnoliopsida, Brassicales, Caricaceae. The record is from RefSeq and is a predicted model, not a curated record.
CUUUUCAUAAAUCAAUUCAGAAAAUGUCCAAAUCAACGCCGCUAAUGUCUGUCUCCGCUGCUCGCGCUUGAAUGGUGGUUGAUUUUAUAUAUUCUUCUUCUUCUUCUUCUUCUUCUUCUUCUUCUUCUUCUCUCUCCCAUUCGCAAUGUUAAAUUGCGACCACCUCUUCAACUGAUUUUACACUACUACACACCCAAUAUGUCCAUCCCUAGGCCAUCGCCAACCGAAUCGUGGGACUCCAUGUUGCCUGGCCCACCCAGCCGUAAUAAUUUCGGAUCCGCCGACCUCAGUCCCGCCGGUCUCCUCGCCUUCGCUUCUGGCUCCUCCGUCUCCGUCGUCGACUCUCGAUCGCUCCAGCUCAUCUCCACCGUCCCCCUUCCUCCCCCUUCCUCUGCCUCUGCGUCUUCCUCCCCUUCCCCCUCAUCCUCGUCUUCUUCUUCAUUGUCUCCUUUUAUCACCUCCGUCCGCUGGACUCCUCUUCCUCUCCGCCGCGAUUUCCUCUCCGAUGAGCCCUCUUCCUCCCAUCUUCUCCUCGCCGCCGGCGACCGCCAUGGCCGCAUCGCACUCGUUGAUUUUCGCAUCCGUUCCGUCAUCCUCUGGCUACACCCUUCCGAAAAUGACAGCACCAGCGCCAAGCUCGAUCAGGACCUUUGCUGGGUCCUUGCUCGCCCGGACUUUUACAUCCUCGCCGCGAUUUCAGGCCCUUCCUCUCUCUCCCUGUACGCCACCACUCCCUCAUCCGUCCGCUGCUUCUGGAAGUACGAUGCUUCCCCCGAAUUCCUUUCCUGCAUCCGCCGCGAUCCCUUCGAUUCCCGCCACUUCUGCGUCCUGGGGCUCAAGGGAUUCCUCUUGUCCGUCAAGGUCCUCGGCGAUGCCGAGGACAAUGUCGUUAUAAAGGAGUUACAGAUCCAGACCGAUUGCAGCGAAUUGUUGAAGCUGGAAAAAGACGCUGCUGCCAGCAGUAAUUCCUCAUCUUCGCCCGCAUCUGCAAUGUUCCCGCUUUACAUGGCGCGAUUUUCUUUCUCGCCGCACUGGAGACACAUACUGUUCGCGACGUUUCCCAGGGAGCUGGUGGUGUUUGAUUUGCAGUAUGAGACCAAACUCUACGUGGCUGCAUUGCCGCGAGGGUGCGCAAAGUUUCUGGAUGUCUUGCCGGAUCCAGAUUACGAGUUGCUCUACUGUGCUCACCUUGAUGGAAGGCUUAGCAUUUGGCGACGCAAGGAAGGAGAACAGGUGCAUGUAAUGUGCACCAUGGAGGAGUUGAUGCCACCAAUCGGCACAUCUGUCCCUUCGCCAUCAGUUCUCAGUGUUCUCAUCUGCCAAUCAGAGUCUACUCUUCAUAAUAUUGGCAAGCUUUAUUCUGAUGCACCUUCACCUCAAAUGGAUUUUGAUAAUCCUUUUGAUUUUUGUGAUGACACUCUCCUUGUUUCCAAGACACAUUUGCUCUCCAUAUCUGAUGAUGGUAAAAUAUGGAACUGGCUCAUAACUGCUGAAGGAGCUGGAGAGACUCAGAAGGAUGAUACCAAUUCAGGCUCGGGUACUGACAGCGCUGAAGUGGCUAUUUCUGGGACCAAUAAUGGCCCAAGCUCGUUUAAUGAGCGACUUGUCUUUGAAGCAGUCAGUCAGCAAGGCAACGACAGUGGCAGCAAAAGCCGUACAUUGACCUCUAUGUUAAGCCGGGCAGAUAUGUUAUAUAAGAUUAGUUUAGUUGGACAACUACAGCUUCUUUCUUCAACUGUGACCAUGCUGGCAGUGCCAUCCCCUUCACUAACAGCAACAUUGGCAUGUGGAGGAAGCUCUUCCGCAGUUGCUGUUCCACUGGUUGCUUUAGGAACUCAAAAUGGGACAAUUGAUGUUAUUGAUGUGCCUGCCAAUGCGGUUGCUGCAAGCUUUUCUGCUCAUAAUGGUACUGUUAGGGGUUUACGCUGGCUGGGAAAUUCAAGAUUGGUUUCAUUUUCCUAUACUCAGGUAUGUAACAAUCAACUUGAAAGUUUUGUUUGUGAUUGCAUGUACCUUUUGGCUUAUCAUAUGAUUUGUUGUCACUUUUUUGUUUGCUCACCCCUGCAUUUUUGUGUCACUCACGUCAUGGUAUCUUGUUAUUGUGUCUUUAGACCAAAAUGGCCAUCUUCCUCAUUUGUUUCCUCCGAUGGACUAAUUACAGCCAUGGCCUAUCGCCUGCCUCAUGUUGUUAUGGGGGAUAGGUCAGGAAACAUAAGGUGGUGGGAUGUAACAACUGGACAUUCUUCGUCAUUUAAUACUCAUAGAGAAGGAAUUCGUAGAAUCAAAUUCUCACCUGUUGUUGCUGGAGACCGUAGCCGAGGGCGCAUUGCUGUAUUAUUUUACGACAACACGUUUUCUGUAUUUGAUCUUGAUUCACCAGACCCACUAGCCAAUUCCCUUUUACAGCCUCAAUUUCCUGGAACGCUUGUGUUGGAACUUGAUUGGUUGCCUCUGAGAACCGAUAAAAAUGACCCACUUGUAUUGUGCAUUGCUGGAGCUGAUAGUAGUUUUCGCCUUGUUGAAGUGAACAUAAAUGACAAGAAAGCUGGCUAUAUAGCCCAACCUAGAGCUAUUAAAGAGAGAUUUCGUCCUGUGCCAUUGUGCACUCCAAUUUUGCUCCCGACACCGCAUGCCCUGGCAUUACGGAUGAUCUUGCAGUUGGGUGUAAAGCCUGCUUGGUUUAAUACUUGCAGUGUAACCAUAGAGAAAAGGCCUCAUUUAAUUCCUGGAACCACUUCAUCUUCUAAGGACCUUCGAAGUUUCAUGACUGGUUUACCAUCUGUCGGUGACUCUGUUGUGCCAGAAUUGCUGCUUAAAGUACUGGAACCUUAUCGAAGAGAAGGCUGCAUCCUUGAUGAUGAGAGGGUGCAAUUAUAUGCCACUGUGGUCAACAGAGGGUGUGCUGCAAGGUUUGCCUUUGCAGCUGCAGUUUUUGGUGAAACUGCAGAAGCACUUUUCUGGUUACAGUUGCCUCAUGCUCUUAACCACUUAAUGAAUAAGUUGGUAAAUAAAUCUCCACAGAAAUUCCCUGCCUCAGCAUCGGUACCAGAUCUUGAUAAUACCGCUACGCUGGACAGAAUUACAUCAAAGGGGAAAUCAACGUUAGGAGCUGAGAAGAAGGAUUUGCUGAGUCAAGGUCAACUUAGAUCAAUGGUGUUUGCCCAAGAAGAAUUAUGGGUACGUGCUAGUGAGCGUAUUCCUUGGCAUGAGAAGUUGGAGGGGGAAGAGGCUAUUCAGAACCGAGUACAUGAGCUUGUAUCUGUUGGGAACUUGGAAGCAGCAGUUAGUUUAUUGCUUUCCACAUCUCCAGAGAGCCCUUACUUCUAUGCAAAUGCUCUACGUGCCGUUGCUCUUUCUUCUGCUGUAUCAAGAUCUCUUCUUGAACUUGCAGUCAAGGUUGUUGCUGCCAACAUGGUGAGGACAGACAGAUCACUCUCUGGCACUCAUCUUCUUUGUGCCGUUGGAAGGUAUCAAGAAGCUUGCUCCCAGCUUCAAGAUGCUGGAUGCUGGACUGAUGCUGCAACUUUGGCCGCUACACAUUUAAAGGGAUCUGAUUAUGCAAGGGUGUUGCAACGGUGGGCCGAGCAUGUCCUUCACACCGAGCAUAAUAUCUGGAGGGCUCUUAUCUUGUACGUUGCUGCUGGCUCAUUGCAAGAGGCAUUGGCAGCUCUUCGCGAGGCGCAACAACCUGACACAGCUGCCAUGUUCGUACUGGCCUGCAAUGAAGUCCAUGCAGAAACAGUUGCAAAAUUAGGAAAUGUGGAUGAUGAAUCUGGACCUUUUGUUAAGGAUUUUCUGGCAAGCUUGCCUGGAUUGGAGCCAACUAACGAAGAUGUGAUUGCAGUUAGAGAAUAUUUUCAGGAAUACCAAAGAAAGUUGGUGCAUCUCUGCAUGGACUCGCAGCCCUUUUUUGAGUGAUUAUAGUUAUAAUCUCAGCAAGUUUAUUCAUAAGUGAGCUCUACUGUAUAGAUAUGUGGUAUUUCACAUGACAUCCGCAGUCCUGGGUUCUCUUGUCACCCUUGUUUGUGAUUAGCGGGCAGAGAAUUAGUUUAUACAAAAUGAUUAGUCCUGGUACUUACUCUCAAACCAUUGAAAAUUUUGUUGUAUAAAACAAAAUUAAGUUGUAGUUCAUGUUGUAAUUGUUCAUUCAUUUUGUCCUUGUGGAGAUAUACUGGACUUCUUGUUGCAAGCUAAGCAGGUUUGUAAAAACAUCUGCGUCAAUUGUAUUAUUAAAUUUGUUCUUCCUA